CCCCUCCGCACUACAACUCCCAGCGAGCCCCGCUGCUCGCGUCAGCGCCCGCGACGGGCUGGGCCGGGCCGAGCCGAGCCGGGCUGCGACGGGGCGGGCAGCGACGGGGCCGCGCACCGCCGCCAUGCAGAUGUCCUUCUACUUCUCGGACACAGCAGUGCUGCUGUUUGACUUCUGGAGUGUCCACACCCCCACAGGGAUGGCACUCUCAGUGCUGGUGAUCCUGCUGCUGUCGAUGCUUUACGAAGCCGUCAAGAUGGGUAAGGCCGUGCUGCUGCGGCGGGCGCUGCUGGCUCUGCCCCACAGCCUCAGCCGAGAGGCACUGGUGGAGCCGGAGGAGGAGGAGGACACUGGCCUCACACAGGGCAGGUGGUUUCAGUACCACGUCGGCCAGACGCUGUUCCACGUGGUGCAGGUGGUGCUGGGCUACAUGGUGAUGCUGGCCGUCAUGUCCUACAACACCUGGAUCUUUCUGGGGGCCAUUGCGGGCUCCACACUGGGCUAUUUCCUGGUGUACCCCCUGCUCGGUCGGGGGUAGGCACCCCCCCUGGGAUGGUGGGCGAUGUGCUCCAUGCCUCCUGCUACUUUGUCUGGAAUAGCUGCUGUCACUUCUGCUGGGUCUGUCCUUGUCCCUGUCCUGUGCGGGACACAGCACACCAAGGAUUUGCUGCAGGGACCCUCAGUGCUGGCCUGAUUCGGAUGGGGAGGUGCUGGGGAGUCCCAUGGCCAGCACUCUGCCACACUGCCACCGUCCUCGGCUGGUGGCUGCCCCCCGGCUCUCAGGGAGCUUUGGCCGGGUGAUGACGGCAGGGGGGUGCUGGGCAUUUCCUCCCCCCAACACUUCAGGGGGGUCAUCCUGGCUGGAACAAGAAUGGCCCAGUGACCUGCUGGGGAAGGGGACAUGCUGGGGACAGGCAUCCCUGCCCUCCUGCUCAGAACUUCCCUGCACCAAGCCCCAAUUCACACAGUGCCUUCUGGGGACAAGGGGGGGUCCUGUUGACCUUCCCCGCCCCCAUUGCCCCCUACUCCUGCCCAGGGCUUCAGGGAUGGGGUCAGAGCAGCCCCCAGGCCAUGCGUGGGGCCGUGCUGAGGGGAAGCUGCUGCUGCGGGUGCCUCUUGCUGCUUUCUCGGGACACCCCUUUUAAUAAAAGUCAUCUCAGUUGUUCA
Messenger RNA from Falco peregrinus (peregrine falcon), 1167 nucleotides. It is a transcript of the gene SLC31A2, whose product is annotated as solute carrier family 31 member 2. The transcript is spliced from 4 exons. Lineage: Eukaryota; Metazoa; Chordata; Aves; Falconiformes; Falconidae. Bases 125 to 538 code for a protein of 137 amino acids. Gene Ontology annotation, biological process: copper ion transmembrane transport. Gene Ontology annotation, cellular component: membrane. Gene Ontology annotation, molecular function: copper ion transmembrane transporter activity. The record is from RefSeq and is a predicted model, not a curated record.